Messenger RNA from Dichomitus squalens LYAD-421 SS1, 1858 nucleotides. RefSeq lists its product as uncharacterized. The record is from RefSeq and is a predicted model, not a curated record. Lineage: Eukaryota; Fungi; Basidiomycota; Agaricomycetes; Polyporales; Polyporaceae. The coding region runs from base 632 to 1858 and encodes 408 amino acids. The transcript is spliced from 9 exons.
CCUGGACGCAGAGCCCAAGUGAUGCUUGGAAUCCUUCCCUGCAAGGCGUUGCAGAUUCCUGAAACCAGCCGGAACGCCGGAGACGCCGGAGACGCACAACAGGCCUUGCUCCCGACGAUCAUCGGACAUACUACUUUGGACAUCCAUUUCUAUCGGGACCUGCCUGCUGUACUUCAAGGUGUUCUCAGAGCUUAUCGCCGAAUGAGAUAUGUUCCUCACACGAUGGUCGCUCGCUUGCGGCUCAUUGACGGCCGUGCCGCUCGAAGUCCGAUGUGGUUGAAUCUUGUUUCGAGGCUCCAAACUUCCCAGCAGCAUUCAGUCGGGGGUCGCCGUGGAGCGUAAGCAGAUGAUGAAACCGUUCCCCAGGGUUCUUCGGCCCCGCACAAACCUUGGCUCCUGAACCCGCAGAUAAUUGCUACUAUCCGCUGCAUUGUCCGGAGUCUGCAAAAACAUAGCAACAGAAAGAACUUGUUUGCAAGACUGCAAAUACCGGGUUAGACGCCAAUGCACUAUUGCCUCCUCAGGGCAGUGCAAAGGAGUUCAUAGAUGAUCAUGUCGGAUUGACGCUGCGGUGGGGCUUUAAUCACUGCACCUGCUCGACCCUUCGCCGAGCUCCGCCUCUCUGCCCACUAUGUCGAACCUCACGAGCGCCGAUAUCGAGACCCUCAGUAGUAUCGGCCAUGAUACUAUCCAGACGACCGUGGCUCUCGUUGUAGAAUCGGUGCUGUGGACCGUCUAUCUCGUGCUCAUUGUGAUAGCCGGCAAUAUUCUACUUCGAAGGGAUCGUCGCAACAAGAUGUCGAUUUUCACAUUUGCCGUAGUCUUCAUCAUGUUCCUGCUCGACACUUCAAUGUGCAUUAUCGACGUGAACAACGCCAUCCGAGAGAUCAGCCUGACGCUCACUUCGACUUCGACCCUUUCUCUCUCGGAUCGGUACGCCCUGACAGACAAUCUGCCGUAUGCGGUGGAGAACGCGCUGUACGCCUGGAUGUCCAACCUCGGAGACGUCAUCAUUAUCUGGCGCACAUACGCAUUCUGGCGUCUGCCUCACGAACGCUGGGUGCUUGCCAUCCCGUGCGCAUUCCUCUUCGGCUCCGUCGUUACGUCUGUAUUGAUCUCAUACUGUGUUGCGGCAGCCGACGCGCAACAUGGAGCUGGUGACUUUGUGCACCCACCGUUUUGCGUGAACGUUCAGCUCGCGUCGUAUUCGACGGCGCUCGUGACAACUGCUGUCGCGACGCUGAUGAUAUGCUACAAAACAUGGGACUAUCGGCGUGAAGUCGGUACCUUCAUCAGUGUGUCAAAGCCCAAGACACGUGCGGAAAAGGUUAUGACAAUCCUCAUUGAGUCAGGCCUCCUCUACUUCUUCUUCUUUUUAUCUGCAGUGAUAGAUGAAGCAGGCAAUGUACCGACCCUCGAAACUAGUACGCCUCAGCUCGCAUUUGCCAGCACCGUCUGGACAUAUAUGACCAGUCACAUUCUCGGCAUCUACCCCGUUGUCAUCGUCAUUCUCGUGUACAUGCAGAAGUCUUACAUCAACGCUAGUACAAGCGCUUCAUCCAAUGCCACCGGCUCGCUGCACGUCAGGGUGUCGUCGGACCGGCCGCAUGUUGCGCCGGAGGUAGCAUCCUGGGGUGGUAGUACUUCGACCCGCUUGGGCUCGCGCCAAGACUUAAAGCACGGGACGGUCGGUAGCAAGACCAAGGGGCUGGGAUCGCCGCGCAGCCAUGUCGUGGAGUUUGACAUGCCGGACUCGGAGCUCGAGAUGCAGAGCCUUCCUCACCAUUCUCGUCCGUCCGAUGGAGCAGAGGAAUCCAUUAACGAUUCACGUACGCAUAUCGAGACGAUGGCGGUCUAG